AUGUCAGACGUCGUUCUAAAUCCGACGAUUCAGGAUGCACAGCUUCUAGUGCCAAAGCUGCUUAUUGUGAGGCCCUAUGUUUGGCCUUUUGCCAUUAUCUACCCAAUUUUUUUCCAGAUUUACUUCAACCAUUAUGAUCAGUACGUGGGUGGAUCUGAGUGGACCUUCGUCUACUUGAUCACCAUCUGUUCGCUCAAUGCAUUGUUCUGGCUUAUGCCUCAUUGGAACUUGGAUGUGGAGGCUCGUUUCAACUUCACUCCUGUCAGAACUAUCGAAGAGGCUAGUCACAUCAAGAUCACACCUGUGGUGAAUGCUGGUGUGGGUGAGAUGUGUCCAAUCAAAAGAGAAAGAUUUGCUGACGGGGAGAAACAGAUCUCCUUCUUAUACCAAAAGAGACGUCAUUUGUUCCACGAAAAGACCGGCAAGUUCUCCCCUCCAGAGUUCAAGAUCGACGAGUUGCCUAAGCUCGAGUAUUUCCAGAACUCUAAGGGUUUGCAAGGUGACUUGGAGAAGCUUGAGCGUAACUACGGUAAGAACAGGUUUGACAUUCCAAUCCCUACCUUCUUGGAGUUGUUCAAGGAGCACGCUGUUGCUCCAUUUUUCGUUUUCCAGUUGUUCAGUGUCGCCUUGUGGUUGAUGGAUGAGCAGUGGUACUACUCAUUGUUCUCCUUGUUCAUGUUGGUGUCUUUCGAAAUGACAACCGUGUUCCAGAGGAGAACUACCAUGAACGAGUUCCAGAGCAUGGGUAUUAAGCCUUACGCCAUCAAUGUCUACAGAAAUAACAAGUGGGUUGAGUUGCAGACUGACGAGUUAUUGCCUGGUGAUGUUGUGUCCGUAACAAGAACCAACGAGGACAGUGCUAUUCCGUGUGACUUGUUGUUGCUCGAUGGCUCUGCCAUCGUUAAUGAAGCUAUGUUGUCUGGUGAGUCUACUCCUUUGUUGAAAGAGUCCAUCAAGUUGAGACCUGGUGAGGAAUUCUUCCAGCCAGAGGGUUUGGACAAGAACAGUUUGUUGCACGGUGGUACCAUGGCUUUGCAGGUGACUAAGCCUGAGAAAUCUAUUAUUCCUGGCGCUCCUGAUGAUGGUGCUUUGGCUUACGUGUGUAAGACAGGUUUCGAGACCUCCCAGGGUUCCUUGGUUAGAAUGAUGAUUUUCUCCAGUGAGAGAGUCUCCGUUGGUAACAAGGAAGCUUUCAUGUUUAUUUUGUUCUUGUUGGUGUUUGCCAUUGCUGCUUCCUGGUACGUUUGGGUUGAAGGUAGCAAGAUGGGCAGAAUUCAAUCAAAGUUGAUUUUGGACUGUAUUAUCGUCAUCACCUCCGUUGUCCCUCCAGAGUUGCCUAUGGAAUUGACUAUGGCCGUCAAUUCCUCAUUGUCGAGUUUGCAGAAGCAUUUUAUCUACUGUACCGAGCCAUUCCGUAUUCCAUUGGCCGGUAGAAUUGAUGUGUGCUGCUUCGACAAGACUGGUACUUUGACUGCCGAGGAUUUGGUUUUCGAAGGUUUGGCUGGUUUUGAUAAAGACGAGACUCACAAGCUCCGUACUUGUGACGAGGCCCCACAGACUACUUCUUGGGUGUUGGGUUCUGCGCAUGCUCUUGUCAAGUUAGAUGAUGGCGAUGUUGUUGGUGAUCCAAUGGAACAAGCAACUUUAAAGGCUGCUGACUGGACUGUUGGAUUGAAGGAUUCCGUCGAAAGAGCUACCGCCAAAGGUAAGACUGAGAAAAUCAAGAUUUUGCGUCGUUUCCAAUUCUCUUCUGCUUUGAAGAGGUCUUCGGCUAUCACAUCUAUCAACACUUUGCCUAAUAAGAAUUUCGUUGCUGUUAAGGGUGCUCCAGAAACUAUUCGUCACAUGUUGGUUGACGCUCCCGAACAGUACGAGCAAAUCUUUAAGUCGUUUACCAGAGCAGGUUCCCGUGUUUUGGCUUUGGGCUACAAAGAGUUGGACACUAGUGUCAACGUCCUUAAGGCCAAGAGAGCCGACAUUGAGUCUAAAUUGCACUUCGCUGGUUUUAUCGUGUUCCACUGUCCCUUGAAGCCUGAUGCUAUCGAGACUAUCAAGAUGUUGAAUGAGUCCUCUCAUCGUUCUGUGAUGAUUACUGGUGACAACCCCUUGACUGCUUGUCAUGUUGCUAAGGAGGUUGCGAUUGUCGAGAAGGAGGUUUUGAUUUUGGACUACCCUGAAGAGCACCAUGAGGUGUCUGAGUCUGAAGUUUUGGUUUGGAGAAACAUCGAGGAAACUAAAGUCAUUCCAUUCAAGAGUGGUGAUGCUAUUGACCUCGAGUUAUUCAAGAAGCACGAUAUAUGUCUUACUGGCCAUGCCUUGACUCAUCUCUCUGAACAUGCUCAAAUCUUGGAUAUUUUGAAACGCACUUGGGUUUACGCAAGAGUGUCUCCUGCCCAGAAAGAAUUUAUUUUGACGACUUUGAAGGAUGCUGGUUACCGUACCUUGAUGUGUGGAGACGGUACUAACGAUGUCGGUGCCUUGAAGCAAUCUCACAUUGGUGUCGCUUUGCUUAAUGGUACCGAGGAGGGCAUGAAGAAGAUGGCUGAGAACAGAAGAAUCACUGCUCAAAAGACAAUUUAUGAGAAGCAGGCUCAAAUUAUGGCCAACUGGAACAGACCACCACCUCCAGUGCCUGCUCUCAUUGCCCACUUAGGUGUGGAAAUUACUCCUGAAUUGAGACAAAAGGUCGCCCUUGCCAACCAAAACAACACACAGCCAAUUGAGUUCGUGAAGGACAGUAGUGGAAAGCCUUCUGCCAGUAAGAUGGCCGACAACCUCUUGACUUCUAUGAGUGGCAUGGACCCUGAGGAGGACGAGGUUCCAACUUUGAAAUUGGGAGAUGCCUCUGUUGCUGCUCCAUUCACUUCGAAGUUGGCCAGUGUUUCGACUGUAACAAACAUCAUUCGUCAAGGACGUUGUGCAUUGGUCUCCACCAUUCAGAUGUACAAAAUUUUGGCAUUGAACUGUUUGAUUUCUGCAUACUCCUUGUCUGUUUUGUUCUUGUCUGGUAUGAAGUUUGGUGAUGCCCAAUCUACUAUCUCCGGAAUUUUGUUGUCGGUUUGUUUCUUGAGUAUCUCCCGAGGUAAACCCCUUCAGAAAUUGAGUAAGGAGAGGCCACAGGACGGUAUCUUCAACAUUUACAUCAUGGGCUCCAUUUUGGGUCAAUUUGCCAUCCACAUUGCGACUUUGAUCUACAUCACCAAGGAGAUUUACGCCUUGGAGCCAAGAGCACCUCAAGUUGACUUGGAGAAGGUUUUCGAGCCAUCUUUGUUGAACACUGGUAUGUUUUUGCUUCAAUUGGCCCAACAAGUGUCUACCUUUGCCGUCAACUACAUUGGUUUGCCCUUCAAGGACAGUAUCAAGGAUAACAAGGGUAUGUGGUACGGUCUUUUGGGUGUCGCGGGUUUGACUUUGGCUGGCUCGACUGAAUUCAUGCCCGAGUUGAAUGAGGCCAUGCAGUUUGUGCCUAUGGACGUUGUUUUCAAGAGUAAGUUGACUGGAUGCAUUCUCUUGGACUUGGGCGGAACAUGGCUUAUUGAAAUUGUUCUCAAGCACUUUUUCAUGAACUCUGCUGCCGCUGACAUUUGUGACAGGGACUUUUAG
Messenger RNA from Candidozyma duobushaemuli, 3603 nucleotides. RefSeq names its product ion-transporting P-type ATPase (gene SPF1). The record is from RefSeq and is a predicted model, not a curated record. Gene Ontology annotation, molecular function: ATP hydrolysis activity; P-type ion transporter activity; ATP binding. Lineage: Eukaryota; Fungi; Ascomycota; Pichiomycetes; Serinales; Metschnikowiaceae. Bases 1 to 3603 code for a protein of 1200 amino acids. Gene Ontology annotation, biological process: intracellular calcium ion homeostasis. The transcript is spliced from 2 exons. Gene Ontology annotation, cellular component: endoplasmic reticulum membrane.